AUGCGGCCUCCGGAGUAUCAGAGUGAGACGCUUGAUGCCAGCAGGGCGAAGCGAGUCUGGGCGAGCCUCAUCACCAACCUCGACUAUCUGCCUGGGCUGCUGACCCUGGCCCACUCGCUACGCCUCGUCGGCUCGCAGUAUCCCCUCGUGGCACUGUACACCGACACGGUGCCCGCAACCGCCCUGGCAGCCCUGGAUGCACGCAAGAUCCCCCGGAGGCGCGUGCCCUUCCUGCAGCCGGCGGGCGGGCGGCACUACACGGCCGACGCGCGCUUCAACGACACCUGGACCAAGCUGGUGGCGUUCUCGCUCGUCGAGUACGACCGCGUCGUCCUGCUCGACAGCGACAUGCUCGUGCGCAAGAACCUCGAUGAGCUGAUGACGCUGCCGCUGGAUGCGCCUGCCCUGAACGGCACCGGGCAGCGCGUGUUUGCGGCCAGCCAUGCCUGCGCGUGCAAUCCGCUGCGGAAGCCUCACUAUCCGAAGGACUGGAUCCCCGCCAACUGCGCCUUCACGACGCAGCAUUCACACCCCGCCAAAGCGCAGACGGAGGGCCCGCCGCCGUCCGCCGGCGUCGCGAUGCUGAACAGCGGGCUGCUGGUGAUCAACCCGUCAGCAGGCGUGUUCAGCAAGAUCCAGAAGGCGAUGAACACGCCGUCGCUGGUGGACAAGUACGACUUCCCGGACCAGGGGCUGCUGUCUGACGUGUUCGCGGGGCGGUGGGUGGCGCUGCCGUACGUGUACAACGCGCUCAAGACGCUGCGGUGGGAGGGCGUGCACUCGGCCAUCUGGCGCGACGACCAGGUCAAAGUGGUGCACUACAUCUUUGCGACCAAGCCGUGGCAUGAGCGGGGCCUGAAAGGGCAGAAAGCCAGCACCAACAGCACCAGCAACAACAGCGCGAGCAAUGGCAAUACCCAUGGCAACCUGCGCCUGCAGGCCUUCCAAGCAUCGGACGAGAUCACGCAUGGCUGGUGGUGGGCAGCGAAUGAAGACCGACAACGGACGGAGCGCGAGGAGGGGAUCAACGAUGGGUUUUAG
Messenger RNA from Rasamsonia emersonii CBS 393.64, 1041 nucleotides. RefSeq names its product Glycosyl transferase family protein. The transcript is spliced from 3 exons. NCBI's taxonomy places the organism in Eukaryota, Fungi, Ascomycota, Eurotiomycetes, Eurotiales, Trichocomaceae. The record is from RefSeq and is a predicted model, not a curated record. Bases 1 to 1041 code for a protein of 346 amino acids. Gene Ontology annotation, molecular function: glycosyltransferase activity.